CUAAAAUAACAUACCUUGUUUCCCCACUCCGAGACAUUCCAUUAUGACAUCUACGUCACAGCUUUGUCAGUCAGAUCUAUUCAAGAAACGCUCCGAGCUCCUCAGCCGCGAUGCUCGAGUGGUUCUCUCAUAUGAUAGAGCCAAGGCCAUUGGUUUAGCAUUCGGCAUCACUUUCAACGACAUAUUGAAUUUGACGCAAAAUUUUUGGGACAUACACACCCACCCGAACAUGGUCCUAGAUGGGGCCGCGUGUACGCUGCUGACCAUCCAGUACAAUUUGGUCGCUGGAACGCUUGCAAAAUAUGCUGCGACUACUAGACCUGAUUUGAUCUCCCUCGUCGAGGACAUUCUUCGGUGGGAUGUCAUUGGUCAAUUCUGCCUUACCGAGCUGGGGAGAGGCAUAGACAUCUUCCGAAUGAAGACAUCAGUGACACUUCUUCCAACAGGGGAAUUCGACCUCCAUACACCGUCGCCCUCGGAUGCCAAGUUCAUGCCACCAACCAUUCCAAUGAAAGGUCUUCCAUGCGUCGCCGUUGUUUUCGCACAACUGUACGUAGACGGCGAAUGCCGUGGACCUCGACCGUUUCUUGUGAAUAUAAACGACGGAUAUGAUAUGUGCAGCGGGGUGACUUCGAUGCGAACUUAUUGCUCUAUGACUAGGUUGCUACCACCUAGAGGAGGCUCGUCCCCCGUCAACCAUGCGCUCACAAGCUUCCAUCACGUCCGCUUACCCCCUUCGGCCCUUCUCGGGGAUCUCACCAAGUCCAACACAAUCCAUCAUGACUUCAUGUCGUCUAUAUGGCGUGUUAUGGUCGGGUCGCUAGCGCUCAGCUCACUUGCGAUACCUUAUCUCCGGGUGGGAUCGUUCGUCGCCGCGCGUUACUUUCAGCGUCGUCAUGUCACCAGUUUGCAAGGAAAUCCUGUGCCCAUAAUUUCAUACCGAACGCAACAGCUCCCUCUAUUACACGCCAUUGCUCAGGCGUUCGUUCUGAGAGCGCUUCACAAAUGGGCUAUCGAACAGUUUAUGGACAAUAAUCUUGAUGUUCGUGUGCGACACGGCAUUGCGGCUUGCUGCAAAGCAGUCAUGAUUCAGCAUGCACAAGUUGCAAAUUAUGUCCUGUCUGAAAGACUGGGAGCUCAAGGCCUCUUCGAAUAUAAUCAGCUGUCCAACUUUUAUAGCGAGAUGAGGGGAGUCAGCAUCGCUGAAGGUGACAUUUUAGCGCUUUCCAUGCGACUCGUGGCAGAUACCUUGUCGCAAACGUACGAGUUACCUGUCUCAACACACCCAGAUGGGCCACUUGCGAUGCACGAAAUCUCGUUAUUCGAUGAGGCAACCGAGACAGUUUUCUCCUCAUCCGAUUUCACGCAAGCAUUCAUGCAAUAUGUGCAACCGCGCUGUCAGCUUAUGGUCGAAUCCAUGGGACACCGCAUGGCCUGUGACGCCGCUGUCGACCAAGGGGUCCCCCAAUGUCUUGUUGAUCUGUAUCUCAUCAAUGCGAUCAAGACAGAUGCUGCGUGGUACGUAGAACAUGGCGUGUUUACGCGGAAGGCCAUUGUGCAUAUGGAGGAUGCUGCUUUGUCGGCAGCUUUGCCUCGCCUGGAGGAGUUGCUCACUGCGAUGGAGGUUGAGCCAUACGUGUCGUCACCCAUCAUAUCGGAUAAGUGCUGGGAGGAAUUUAGCAAGACAUUGCCUGUCUAUAGCUCCCCUCAGGCUCAGGUACCAGCGGCGCGACUUUAGUUUUGGAGCGAGCUCGAAUUUAAAGCUCUGGGUCCCUAGAACCUUGCAUAAAUAUGAUGCGAUGGUUGCUCAUAACUUUCCGUAAAGUUACUCAUGAUUAGCUAGUGAUUCGUUUUUCUCCCCAUUUACAUGUCAUGCUCUAUGUGAUAUUAUCCAGGGCCUAGUCAAAGUUUAAGUACCGUGAUGGUUCCUAAAGUUUCCGGCUCGUUCUUAUACACGAUUCUAGAGCUUUGAUUUCCCUGAAGAAAUAACGUAUUUCCUGUGCAGGAAGUCGGCAAUGACUCGUGCUGUAUGAACAGUUAGAUUAGUCCUUCAUGUCAACAUACCAAGCUCUUUUGGAGCCUCUUGAGG
This is a messenger RNA of Suillus discolor, 2089 nucleotides long. RefSeq names its product acyl-CoA dehydrogenase NM domain-like protein. Gene Ontology annotation, biological process: fatty acid beta-oxidation using acyl-CoA oxidase; lipid homeostasis. Gene Ontology annotation, molecular function: FAD binding; fatty acid binding; acyl-CoA oxidase activity. Bases 44 to 1738 code for a protein of 564 amino acids. Gene Ontology annotation, cellular component: peroxisome. NCBI's taxonomy places the organism in Eukaryota, Fungi, Basidiomycota, Agaricomycetes, Boletales, Suillaceae. The transcript has 8 exons. The record is from RefSeq and is a predicted model, not a curated record.